Hyaena hyaena (striped hyena) is the source of this 1807-nucleotide messenger RNA. RefSeq names its product doublesex and mab-3 related transcription factor 2 (gene DMRT2). The record is from RefSeq and is a predicted model, not a curated record. The transcript has 3 exons. Lineage: Eukaryota; Metazoa; Chordata; Mammalia; Carnivora; Hyaenidae. Gene Ontology annotation, biological process: regulation of transcription by RNA polymerase II; sex differentiation. The coding region runs from base 1 to 1641 and encodes 546 amino acids. Gene Ontology annotation, cellular component: nucleus. Gene Ontology annotation, molecular function: RNA polymerase II cis-regulatory region sequence-specific DNA binding; DNA-binding transcription factor activity, RNA polymerase II-specific.
AUGGCCGAGCGGCCGGCGGCCGGGGACUGGGAGAUCGACGUGGAGAGCCUGGAGCUGGAGGACGCCGGCCGCGCGCCGCCCGGGCCCAGCCCGCCGUCGGCCGACGGCGACGGCGAGGACGCCGACGACGCGGAGGACGACGGCGACGGCCUGGAGGCGGGCGCGUCCCCGGGGGUGGCGGGCCGGCCGGGGCCGCCGCGGGGAGCGCCGCCGGGGCCGCCCCCCGCGCCGCAGGCGUCGCGGGCGCCGGCCGGGCCCCCGGAGCGCGGCGCGCACGCGGGCGGCGGCGCGGAGCCGCGCAAGCUCAGCCGCACGCCCAAGUGCGCGCGCUGCCGCAACCACGGCGUGGUGUCGUGCCUCAAGGGCCACAAGCGCUUCUGCCGCUGGCGCGACUGCCAGUGCGCCAACUGCCUGCUGGUGGUGGAGCGCCAGCGCGUCAUGGCCGCCCAGGUGGCGCUGCGGAGGCAGCAGGCCACCGAGGACAAGAAGGGGCUUUCCGGGAAACAGAAUAAUUUCGAGCGCAAAGCCGUAUAUCAGAGGCAAGUGAGGGCCCCCAGUUUGCUGGCCAAAAGCAUUUUAGAAGGCUACCGCCCAAUUCCAGCAGAGACUUAUGUGGGAGGGAGCUUACCCCUGCCUCCCCCGGUAAGUGACCGGAUGAGGAAAAGGCGAGCCUUUGCUGAUAAAGAGUUGGAGAACAUUAUGCUCGAGAGAGAAUAUAAAGAGAGGGAGAUGCUGGAAGCCUCCCAAGCUGCUGCCUUGUUCCUGCCCAACCGUAUGGUGCACGGACCCGAAUAUAACUCCUACAAAAGUGCUUACAGCCCCACCCCCGUGGAGCCGCCAAACAAGGACUUCUGCAAUUUUUUGCCCACCUGCCUCGAUCUAACCAUGCAGUAUUCAGGUUCCGGGAAUAUGGAACUCAUCUCUUCCAACGUCAGCGUGGCUACAACUUACAGACAGUAUCCCUUGUCCUCAAGAUUUUUGGUUUGGCCCAAGUGUGGCCCCAUUAGUGACACUCUUCUUUAUCAGCAGUGCCUCCUAAACACCACCACUUCGGUGCAAGCCCUGAAACCUGGGACCGGCUGGGACAUGAAGGGAGUGCGAGUCCAGGAGGGCCUCCUGGCAGAGCACGACAUGAUGCCAGCCAAACUAGAAGGCUCGCUGGUGUCGCCUCAUGCUGCGGAGGUCCAGACCACGAGAAGUGACCUUCAGGGUCACCAGGGCUGCCCUGAGAGGUCUGCGUUUUCCCCACCCCGACGGAAUUUCUCUCCCAUUGUUGACACGGACUCCCUGGCGGCUCAAGGGCACGUCUUAACCAAGAUCAGCAAAGAAAGCACCCGGCACCCCGUGCCACUUAAACAUAAUCCAUUCCAUUCAUUAUUCCAGCAAACUCUUAAUGACACAUCAGGCCCUGAGCUGAAAAUGCCAUUUGUCAAAGGGGCCUUUGAAGACGCCCCUAAGAAACCCAGGGAGUGUUUAGUCAAGGAGAACCAGAAGUACACAUUUACAAUAGAUAGAUACGCGGAAGACCUUUUCGUCGCCAAGCAAGUUGGAACAAAACUCUCUGUGAAUGAACCCCUGUCAUUUUCUGUUGAGUCUAUUCUGAAGAGGCCUUCAUCUGCCAUCACUCAUGUCUCUCAGUGAAAGGCCGCUUACACGGAAAGCUGCAUUUUCUGACGUCUCGGAGGGUUCUUACCAGUUGCUUUUUUUUUUUUUUUUUUGAGAAAAGAAGGUUGAUGUUUGUAUAAAGAAAUUUCUAAUGUAAAUGGGGAUGAUUUAAGAAAAUUAUAUAUAUUCAUAUGCAUGUACU